Ilex paraguariensis (yerba mate) is the source of this 1413-nucleotide messenger RNA. The record is from the annotation of a GenBank genome assembly. Lineage: Eukaryota; Viridiplantae; Streptophyta; Magnoliopsida; Aquifoliales; Aquifoliaceae.
AUGCCUCUUCCAUGGAAGAAGGCAAAGCGCUCAAGAAUUUCCCAAUUGGUGGCCGACCAUCUCAACACUCCAAAACAUGGAGGCUCUCUUGUUGUGGAGACCGGUUUCCCCACUUCCCUUGUGGAUCUUUUUGUCAAGAAUCGCGAUCGGUUGAAGAAACCUUCAAAGAAAAAGCGUUCUACUGCCCUAGAUCCGAAGGUACAAUCUUUUUCCCCAUUGCCGCCGUUCAAGAAUUCUUUGAACUCCAAUGAUUCAUCAAAUGCUAGCGCUUUGGAUUCUGAAUCAGAGAAUUCGAAUCAGGGAACGUGUUUUGCUAGUGGGGUUGGUGAUGAAAUUGUUGUUGGAAAUGUUGUAUCUAGUUUUGAGUCAAAUGUUAGGGUGCGUGGGGGUGAUCAUAUUGUUGUUGAGGAAGGUGUUGAGAUUGCAAAUUCAAAAGGGGUUUUGAUGGUGGUUUGGAAGAUGUUUUUUGUGGUGGUUUUGGCUUUGGGGACUAAGAAAUUCGCAGUUGGGGUCACUCUGUCUGCUUUCUUGUUGUUCUCCCUGGAAUAUGUUGGGGUGCAUAUAUGCAGAUUUUUUAUACCAUGUUCUGAGGCGAAAAAAUUGUUGAAAUCUUUGAUUCAAAGGGUUAUGUGCUUUGGUAGAACCAAACAGGGCGAGGUAGAGGAAGAGCUUAGUGGUUCGAAGAUACAUAGGGGGAGAGAAGUGUCCCUUAUCUCUGAUUGUUCUGCUUUGAUUAAGGGUCAUGACUUGAAUACUCAAAUUGUAUGGCCCAAGUCCAUCGUUGAGGAUAUUCAAGUUGAGCAGCCUAAGUCUUACAUAGAGGAAAUUCAAAGUGUGAAUGAGAUUCCCGAUGAUACACACUCAAAGAACGUGGUUGUGGAGAAAGAAGAGGAUUGUGGAAGUGAAGUUUCAGAUUUUAAGAAUGUAAAGUCUCGUAGAGCUAAGUUAAAAUCGAAGAUGAAGAAACUUUUCCUAAAGAAGCUACGUAGUUCAAAGAAGAGAGGGUUAGAUUUGAAAAGUGAAGUAUGCAGUCCAGAGGGAGAAGAUAAGGUCGAAGAAUUGGGUGAGGACAAUGAUAAGGAACCAUGUGAAUUGGUAUCUGAUGACCGACUAUUGUCUCUGUCAAGUAGAAGAUAUGAUGGACAAGAAGAUGCUGAUGCCAUUUGUAGCUCAGAACGAUUGUUGCAGGGGGAAAUGGAAACAGCUGUUGUUAGUGAAGGGGUGCAACUAGAUACACGGAGAAAUUCAGGGUAUCUGGCUCUUUUUCUGAUUGUUCUUGCUGGACUUGUCGGAGGCCGGAUUUUGGCACUUCUGCUUACCUUAUGCUGGUGCUUGAUGUUGAAAUCUGGUGAACAACUUAGGAGAUGUGUAAAGGUGUCCAUGGUCAGGUCCUUUGUUAAGUUCUCAUGUUAG